Molecule: messenger RNA, 1316 nt
Organism: Dibothriocephalus latus
Lineage: Eukaryota; Metazoa; Platyhelminthes; Cestoda; Diphyllobothriidea; Diphyllobothriidae
Source: the annotation of a GenBank genome assembly
GCACUCUCGAGGCCCAGGACUCUUCCUCUUCACUGCGGGAUUUCGACUUGAGUUCCCUACCCGCAACUGAUCGAUCAGAGAGCAUCAUUUACUGUAGUCGUCCGAGUUCCGCAGCCGUGGCGGCGUUCAGCCCCAACGAUGAUACAGUGGCUAGUGUUUCGUCUGUGCCAGUGGAUCAGCAGCCCAGAUUGCCACGCCGUAAAUCCCUGGAGAGUGGGCAGGACCUGACAAGAUCAGGACUGGCGGGAAGCCGUCACCGCCGGUCCAAGAGCGCAGAUCCCUGUUUAGAGCCCAUCGCACAGGCAAGGAGUCGACUCGACUCCGCUGGCUUUCGUAAUAGCAAGGGUAGCAGAAAUACUAGUACUCCAGACAACGCCGACGUUUCCACGGAGUCCGGAUUUAUUGACGCUGGUGCGGCGCUGUCGGAACCUACGACAUGUAGUUUACCUAAGGGCCGGAAGGGAGAAGACGAGAAGGACGAUGAGGGGGUCUUAGAGAGUUCGAACGAAAAGCAGCCCCAGCAUGUACAACCAAAGCCGCGCGCACCUCGCCAACGACGAGAGAACGCAUAUGCGGGGAUCACGCCAGCUGACGGCAGCCCCGCAUCAGCUCAACCAGACAGCGUCUCUGACAGGAAUAGGCAAGUAACCCUCUUUGGACCCAGUGGGAAACGAAUUCAACAGUCAGAGGAACCCCAUGAGACUGACCAAACGCUCUCUGGUAGUCAGGAUGGCCUACGGUCUGGACAAAGGGGUCUUAAACUCUCUGACCUGAUGCUCUCUGGGGCCAGCUUGGCACCCUACUCCGUAAACCAGCACGUUGAGCUUCAUACCUCUCCUCGAAUGAAUUCUAUGGCAGGACAGUUAAUGGCAAAAGACAACCUUUUCUCCGAUUCUCUGUCUUCUAUUAGCGAGGAGAGGUCGCAAAAUCUGGACCUGUCAGCGGAGCAUCCGGGAGAACCCCGAGCCAGUGACCGGAAGUCCUCGUCUGCUAAAGGACCACCUGGGGAAGGGGACUACGCGGCUAGAGAACGCAGUUCGAAUGCCAGCAGUUCUGCCCAAAGUUCUCUGCCACACCUUUCGGGCGAAUCGGGAGCUGAUGUUUUUGGUCCGCCAGACAUGUUACCUCUGUUUGUUGUCUCCGAAGAGACUGGCCAGCAUUCAGGCAAUGAAAAACGAAAGCCGAUAGUCGGUAACUCAGAGUGGAGUCUAGAGGACAUUGAGAGCCUGAGUCAGGUAUCAAGUGAACCGAGUAAGUCCCCGUUGUCUCUCUCUUUCUCUUUCCGUCUCGCAUGCUUCUUGUUUCUCUCUUUCUGA